GUGGGGCAGGGAAGAAGAACCAUGGGAUGAUCACCUGAAGUUGUUUACUCAUGACGGGGACACUUCUGCUCGGGGAAUAAAAAAAUGGGUUUCUUUCCUUAUACCUCUUAUUUGACUGCUCUUACUUCUCUUGCUGGUUUAUCUUCGUCACUACAGCUUGUCUGGUUAUGCACUGGUUUGGUUUUUAGUAUGUGGGGUGCCAACCAGGUAAGUUUGUGGGUGUGUACGUGCCUCGUGUUUGCUUGUUCUUAUGAUAUCUUGACCAUUAUAUAUCAUUCAGUGUUCAGUCGAGCGUUUUUUAUCGUUAUUUAGGUUGUAUUUCCGGAGGUAUUGGGGUUUUUAGCUUCCCCGGUGGCUGAUUUGUGUCCAGAUAAUGUGCCUCGUGUUUCGACCGUGUUUAUUGAUUAGUUUUUAUUAUGUCUUGGUAAGCAGGGAUAAUUUCGUAGUCCAGAGGCUAUAUACUAUUUUUGCAGGGCACGGUACCAUUAAUUAUUGGGUUACUUAGCUUCUUGUGGUAUUGAUUCUUUUUAUCUAAACCUCUUGUUGGGUUUAUGUUGCUUGUUUGAGGAAUAUAUCUUAUGUUUAAUCCUGUUUGGUCUUUCAUUCACAGUUCAACGCUAUUUGCAGGGUAGCUUGGCUCUUUAGCAGACCAACCCUAUCUUUGGUAAUGGUCCAAUUAUCAAGCAUCCUCAUUAUGUGGGAGACAAAGAUUACAUCUCUAAGCUGCUUGGAAUGACCCCUGGACAUCUGAAGACAGAAGUUAUGAUUUUUUCUUUGAAGACUUACAAGAUCUAUUGGCACAAGUCACUUACAGAAGGAAACAGAAGGGAGUGAGAUGAAUAACAAGAAAUGUGUGGUCUGUGGCACCAUCCCAGAAAGUAGUGAUCCCUGCAUACUUUUGCACCAUGGAAUUACAGAACACACUGCUACACCCCUCAGGGAUAUGGUGGGUCCUGCAUUGCAGCAGGGACUCAACACCUCAGACAUCAUUUGUGUGCGAUGCCUUGACUUGUUUAAUGAGAAGGACCGCCUGCAAAAGCUGACCACUGAUAUGGACAGCCACAUUCAAACCAAGAUCCAAGAAACUUCCAGGAAAGAAGUGGAUGGAGAGGAAGAUGCUUCAAGCUCUAUAAACAUUGUGGUUGGGAGCACAGGAGAGAAGCAAGGUAUUAAAGACCAGCUUGAGAGUCAGUAUAAGAACAUGAGGUUGGCACCAUCAAGCUCUGACACAAUAUGGACAUCACAGGAGAAAAAUAGAGAAGCAGUAGCAACAAGAAAUGCAUCCCAGAAACGCAGAGGCCGGCCACCAAAGGAUACUCAGUGGGCUGCCAAGAGAAGGGAGCCACCUCCGCUGAUGGUGAACCACCGGGAAAAGAGGCAGCGUUCAGCUAAAUUCAGCACUUUCCUUGAAGUGCUGAAAGGAGAGAAGGAGUUCUACAUUGAGGAUGAAGGAGAUGAGCCUCGAAGCAAGAAGCGGAAUCGAGGAAAACGGAAAAGAACACUUGAGCCCGGUCCAGAUAUUGUCAAGGUAGAGCAAUCAAAGGAAGAAGGAUUAGAGAGAACAUGUAUCAUUCAGGUGACAGACAUGGAGCUGUCACGAGAGAAGGAGCGGCUGGACCUGGAUGAAGUAGUGCAGGAGAUUCUGGGGAUUGGUGUUGACCACACAUCCUCACUAAUCCCUAGCAUGGAUAGUCUGGGGUGUAGCACCAGAGGUGGACAGGAAGAGGUGGAGGAGGAAGAUGAUGAUCUAAUUAGUGCCAUCAACAAAAUGAGUGCUGAAGAGGAGGAAGGAAGCAGUAGAGAUGCUGAAGAGAUGAACACUACUCAUCAUAUAAAGCUGGAACCAGAAGAACAAAAUGAAUUACAGCAGACACAACAGCAGGAGCAAGACGACCAAAGCAGUGUUUGGCCUCAGAUGAAGAAUGAAUCCGGAUGCUCUGCGACACCAUUUAUUGAAGUGACAGAGAUCAAAGAAGACUUGGUGGCAGGAAUGCCCAGUGUGGAAGUCACUCUCUCCCAUGAUGGCAGUGACACCUUGCAUGCAACCAUCAGUGACUCUGCUGCCCUAUCUCAAACUUCUCCCAGUGAUGCUACUGACACUUUUGAAACUGACAUCAAGAGUGAGGACUCCAAUAGACCAGCCAUUGGUGUUAAGAAGUACCGAUGCAAGUUGUGUGCCAGUACUUUUCCAGAGCGCGAAGAUGCACGGCAGCAUGCCCAAGAAUGUCAUGGUGGAAACCUUUCCUUGACAGGUAGCAAGAAAAAUGAGGAUAGCUUUAAAUGUAGUGAUUGUAAUCGAUACUUCCCCACAGCACGGGGCCGUGACAGACACCACCUCCACAUGCACCUCAAGCAUCAGCCAGCUCAGUGUCCUGAGUGUCCCAGCACUUUCAAUAGUUUUCGUCCUUUAGAGCGCCAUCUCCGUAAUCAUCAUGACAAGGAUCCAACUCUGUACUGUGAGCUGUGUGAUAUGGAGUUUGUCCUUGGCACUUCCUUGGAACACCAUAAGGAGAUAGUGCAUCCUAAUGUCCCCAGCAAAACCAGAGUGGUCAGAACUACCAACAACCAGAGAGCACAGGAGCCAGAGAAGCAGAAUCGAGUGUUUGUGUGUCCUUUAUGCAACGAGAAGUUAGUGGGAGCGAGGGCUUUUCGUCUACACCAUCAGAAAAUGCAUAAUGGUUGUGAGUUCAAUUGUACUUAUUGCAACUAUAAAAGUACCUGCUUUAGCUCUAUAAACAGGCACAUGGUGAGGGUACACAAGGCCUUUGAUAUGAAGCUUUACAGUUGUCAGAGUUGUUCCGCUCGUUAUAGCAUCCCGAGGGAUCUUGAAGAACAUUAUCUAUGUGUUCACAACAUAGAAGCCACAUUACUCUGUCAACACUGUGGGGAAAAAUUUGCCUGUGUGGACAUGCUUAGAUUUCAUCGCAACAGUCACAGGGCUUUUUCAUGUAAGCUGUGUCAUCUGGGUUUUAUGAAAGAAGAGGCCCUAGAAUACCAUGUUAAAACUGUUCAUCACUGCGACCCAGUUGGAGGCACUGAAAGAGUUAGAAAUCCAUUAAAGAGUAAGGAUGUAAGUGCAGACAGCAAAAGUGACAAGAAAGAUGAUGAUAAUGAGAAAGAUGCAUCAGUACCAAAGGUGCUAGUCAUUGCAACUGAUGGCUCAGUGCAGGUGAAGGAGGAGAAGGAAGAAAGUGCUGAGCCUACAAAUGACGUGACUCUUCACCUUCAGCAAACACGGGAGGGAGGUCUGGAGGAGAUGGAUAUGCUCAACCCCCUCAAGGGUCAGCGUGUGAAAGAUCUGCCGAAGAAGAUGAGCUGUCCUAUUUGCAACAAAGUGUUAACAACAAAGUUUCUGAGAACACACAUGUUGAGUCACAAGGGUAACUUGCCCCACAAGUGUCGAUUAUGUGACAAGGCCUAUGCACAAGGAACUCUGUUACGCAAACACAUGAAGAACAGACACUACGAGGAAUUUCUAAAAUUAGGCAACAAGAAUCCAAAAAAACAAAAAGCUGCUUGUGAUUUUUGUGAAGAAAUAUUCAAUGACAUUUACUCUUUGGAAGAGCAUUUAUGGAUGCAUAUGGAUGAAAAAGCUUUUGAGUGCACAGAUUGCAAGAUAAAAUUUGGCAUGGAGAGUAACUUGAGAGAACAUUACAAGAGUCAUUACUUCAAGGAGGCCAAACCAUGUCCUGUGUGUCAGAGAGAAUUUAAGUCCAUUGGGUUUUACAAUAGUCACGUGGAGAAGUGUCAGAAACGAUGGAAGUGUGAACAGUGUGGCUUGGAGUGUGAUACCCAGGAAUACUAUCGAAAACACCACAGAUCAGAGCAUGGAGGUGAGAAUGUAGUUAGGUAUCAUUGCUCCCUUUGUGAGAAAUCCUUUGUGGAGCGGCAUCGCUAUGAUGACCACAUGAUUACCCAUUCAUCAGAAAAGGCUUUCACAUGCCACAUUUGUCUGAAGCAGUUCAAGCGACAACGCCCACUAAAUGACCACUUAGUGCGCACUCAUUCAAAUGGAUUGUUCAUGUGCUCUUACUGCUCCAAGACAUUUCAGAAACAACAAGAUCUUGAUGCUCAUAAACUAAAGCAUAAAAGAGAAUUCCCUUGUGCAUCUUGCAGUCAUGUAUAUUCUUCCAAUGAAGCUCUUCUUAAUCACCUGAUGGUCCACCAUUCUGAAUCUAAUCAUUUUUGUCACAUGUGUGCUGUUCUUUUCACCAAACAGAUCCAGUUAAAGAACCAUUUGGUGACCCAUAGCACCAGCACACCCCACAUCUGCCAGGUGGACCGAUGCCACAAGAUGUUCAGGUCAGAGGGUCUAUUACGUAACCAUGUUGCUCGCCGGCAUCACGGACUCCAUUAUGACUGUCCUGUCUGUGACCGCAAGUUUAGUCUUGAAUCGGAUCAGAUCCGUCAUGUUGCGACACAUUCUAGUGGAUCUUCUGUGACGUGUGAGGAAUGUGGACGCAGUUUUCGCAGUGAAGCUUUAUUGGAGAGACACAUGGUAACACACACUCAAGAAAAGCCCUAUGAGUGUGGGGUUUGCCAGCAUGCUACCUCAACAAGACACCAAAUUAUGCGCCACAUACAAAGUGAACAUGACCUUCCUGAUGUCUCUUCUCAUGUUAUUGUGAACCGGUGGCGGUGCUCGAUGUGUGGCAAGAUGUUUGUGGUCAGAAGUUCAAUCAUGCGACAUCUCCUGGAGCAUGCCACACAUGGUGUGGAGGCUCAGGGCCAUGCUGUAAAGACACGCUCACCCUCAUCAAGUCUAGAGCUGUCAUUGCCAUCUGGCUCAGUGGACCCAGCUACUGCUACUGCUUCCUUCCUGGAACAAGUGUCAUCUCUCAGCUGGCAGGAUCUUACACGACUGCUGCGGUUUCACGUCAUGGGUGACAACGAAAAUGACAAGGGGGAGGGAGCAACCAUCAAUACCGAUGUGUGGCAGUGUCCAGGAUGCCUCCAUGCCACACAGACAGAAGAUGAUAUGAGAGACCACUUGCUGGGAUCCUCAGAGUGUCAGGAGGCUGUCAUUCUGCAGCUGGCAGGUGGAUUGGCCACCACAGAAGAUACAGAGGAAGAAAAUAAUGCAGAGGAACAAUUAAUUGAAGGUGAAGGGAAUGGAACUGUCCUCCAGCUGGCCAGUACUGACGGAGGCCUCCAGUAUGUCAUUAUGCGAGAAGAGGAUGAGGACACUUCACCCCAGAGGUUUAGUGAAAGCACCAAAGAAAUUCAGUCUGAAGAAGGAGAGGAAGGAGAAAUGCAAGUGUUGGUAAGCGUGGAUGACAGUCUUCAGCAACUUCUUCAUCAAGAGCCAACAAGUCCAAAUAUCCAAAUUAUUGUUGAAGACUCUACUCCACUAAAGCGUUUUCUAACAGAGAAUGCAGAGGAAACAGUAAAUCCAGCAGCAAACAUCUCACAAAAUGAGAGUAGCCAGGACAGCCUCCCUGCAGAUGCCACCCUACUCAAUGGAUCAGAGGUGCUGCUACAGACUGUUGAUGGAAGGUUGGUUCUUCAACAGACUGUUGGGGGAGUAACACAGUAUCAGCUAGUGGAAGGUGUCCCAACCACCGCCAUAGAGGAUACUGCACCGACCCUCCUCCCUGACCAUUCCUCUACCCUGGAUGAGGAAUUCAUAUUGCCAAAUUAAAACUACCUUAGGAAGAAGAGGCACUUGCUGGUGUUGGCAGAAAGGCCAUUGAUUUAAGAAUCUGUGGACAAAUGCUUUAUAAACUGACAAGACUGACUGUACAAUCUUUGUGGAAUAUUAGUUUUCCUAAAUCUUAGAUUAAUGGAGUUGGUUUGUGGACUCAUGAUGUUACACAAUUUCUGUCUUGCAUUUUGAUUUACAUGACUGGCAGUGCAAUAACUUGUGCUUUGAACUGUUGAGCCUUGAAGGGAAUAAAUAUCUAGAGGAAAAUGGCUUGUAAUAUAACUAAUGAAAGGUUCAAGGUACGACAUUCAUUGUAACAAAUACUUUGUUAAUGUCCCUCAAUCUUUUCUUUCAUGUGUCUUCUUUCACAAGAUAUCUUUUCCUGUAUCUACUGUACAUGUAUGAGGUUGAUGCUUUUGACAACACUCCUUCAAGUGACCAGGUUCUGUAUUCUUAAAUGCACUGAUCUCUCAUUAGGACUACUUUCAAAGGCCACAUGAUUAGUUUGGUUCUUAUGAGUUUUCUUUUCCAUGAUGGUAAAUCCUUUUUAAACUGUCUAGAACCUUAAAACCUCCCACCGAGUAAUUUCCACUACAUCUGUUAAUAGCAGUUGAGUUAUAGUGUAGAAAUGUUUAGAAAUAUACACCCUGGUUGUACACAUCGUCCUUUAACUGUUGUUUUUCUUUCCGUUCCUCUAUCAUGCAGUCAAUCCAAUUGUACUUUAGUGUUUCUCUUCAUCUACAACUCCAUUAGUAUCCUGCCCCCACAUACUAUAACUUUUGACAAAGACUGCAGCACUGUUAGCAGUACCAUGUUGAUCAUGGAAAUCCAAUUUCAGUUUAUUUGGCUGAGAGGCAUCCUUGCUAGGUAAAGACUUGCUGAUAAGGAGGUGCAAACAGCAUUUUUAGACAUUGGGAGCAUUACAGUUGUCAGGUCCAAGGAUAGUUUUUGAGAUGAAUGCAACAUCCAGGCAAGAACAAUCAAUCUAUUACAUAAAGAGAGUAACAGUAUGUAAAUAUGCCAAACAACUGUAUUAAGUGCUUGUGUUAUGUAAAUAUGUAAUGUAAUUUGAAUGUUCAGAUUUGUGUUGGCCCAAAAAUUAGGUGCUUAGUAUGUGAGUGCCACAAGAGGCCAUUUAAUAUAUCAAUAAACUGGCUUGAUGA
Molecule: messenger RNA, 6807 nt
Organism: Portunus trituberculatus (swimming crab)
Lineage: Eukaryota; Metazoa; Arthropoda; Malacostraca; Decapoda; Portunidae
Product: zinc finger protein 142-like
Cellular component (GO): nucleus
Molecular function (GO): zinc ion binding
Source: RefSeq, a predicted model, not a curated record